Molecule: messenger RNA, 3013 nt
Organism: Capsella rubella
Lineage: Eukaryota; Viridiplantae; Streptophyta; Magnoliopsida; Brassicales; Brassicaceae
Product: probable LRR receptor-like serine/threonine-protein kinase At4g29180
Exons: 11
Coding region: 93-2822 (909 amino acids)
Biological process (GO): protein phosphorylation
Molecular function (GO): ATP binding; protein binding; protein kinase activity
Source: RefSeq, a predicted model, not a curated record
GACUUUGUACUUUGGGUAUUUUGUGUUUUUGUGUUAUCUUAAUCGCAGGUUGUCUGUUUGACGAUGAUGAGCUGAGCUUACAAAAGAAGAACAUGGGAGCUCACUCUGUUUUUCUCAUCCUUUUUGGCGUCAUUGCCACCGCCAUUGUAGUUCAUGGCCAAGGCCAAGCAGGUUUCAUCAGCAUAGAUUGUGGAUCACCCCCUAAUAUAAACUAUGUUGACACUGAUACUGGUAUUAGUUACACCUGGGAUGCACCUUACAUAAAUGCUGGAGUAAAUGUGAACGUCUCUGAAGAAUACGGCUAUCCGAAAAACCCGGUUUUGCCAUUCCCACUUGCUGAUGUCAGAUCUUUUCCCCAAGGUGACAGAAACUGUUACACCUUAACUCCCUCCGAUGGAAAAGGGAACCUUUAUCUCAUCAGAGCUUCGUUUAUGUAUGGAAACUACGACGGUAAAGAAGCUUUGCCUGAGUUUGAUCUCUAUGUAAACGUGAAUUUCUGGAGCUCAGUGAAAUUCAGAAAUGCUUCUGAGAAUGUCAUCAAGGAGAUCCUCAGCUUUGCAAAGUCAGAUACAAUAUAUGUUUGCCUCGUGAACAAAGGUAAAGGAACACCUUUUAUUUCAGCCUUGGAGCUCCGGCCAAUGAAUAGCUCAAUCUAUGGUACUGAGUUUGGAAGAAAUGUCUCACUGGUACUCUAUAAAAGAUGGGAUACUGGAUAUCUGAAUGGAACAGGACGGUACCAAAAGGAUACAUAUGAUCGUAUUUGGUCUCCGUACUCUCCAGUCUCUUGGAAUUCAACCAUGACUACUGGGUAUAUUGAUAUUUUUCAGUCUGGUUAUCGGCCACCAGAUGAAGUUAUUAAGACAGCUGCUUCGCCUAAAAGUGAUGAUGAGCCAUUGGAACUGUCUUGGACAUCAAGCGAUCCAGAUACUCGGUUCUAUGCAUACCUUUAUUUUGCUGAACUUGAAAUCCUCAAGAGGAACGAGAGCAGAAAAAUCAAGAUAUUCUGGAAUGGGUCGCCUGUUUCAGGAGCUUUCAAUCCUUCUUCUGAGUACUCAAUGACAGUGUCUAAUUCACGAGCUUUCACUGGUAAAGAUCACUGGAUCUCUGUUCAGAAGACCGCAGAUUCAACGCGUCCACCAAUACUCAAUGCUAUUGAGAUUUUUACAGCACAAUCUCUGGAUGAAUUUUCCACCACAACUGAAGACGUUCACGCCAUAGAAAGUAUAAAAUCAACGUAUAAAGUGAAUAAGGUUUGGAGUGGUGAUCCUUGCUCCCCAAGACUAUUCCCUUGGGAAGGUAUUGGAUGCAGCUACAACAAUUCUAAUUACCAAAUCAAGUCCCUAAAUCUUAGCUCAAGCGGGUUACAAGGAUCGAUAGCCUUUACAUUUAGAAAUCUCUCCCUUCUUGAGUCAUUGGAUUUAUCAAACAACAACUUAAGAGGAAACGUGCCAGAGUUUUUGGCUGAUCUAAAAUAUUUGAAGUUCCUGAAUUUGAAAGGAAAUAACUUCACUGGUUUUAUACCGAGAGCUCUCAGAAAACAAUCAACGACAAAUGGACUUGCACUCAGUGUGGAUGAACAAAACAUUUGUCGCUCCCGUUCAUGUCGGGAUGGGAACAGAAUCGUUGUGCCAUUAGUUGUAUCCUCAUUAGUGAUUAUUCUCAUUGUCGCCUUGGCUAUCAUAUUCAUCAUGAGAAGGGAAAGAAAAAUAAUGUAUUCAGGAGUCUAUUCAGGACCACUUCUGCCUUCGGGGAAAAGAAGGUUCACAUAUAGUGAAGUCUCUAGCAUUACAAAUAACUUCAAUAAGGUGAUCGGUAAAGGAGGGUUUGGUAUAGUGUACCUCGGUUCCCUCGAAGAUGGGUCUGAAAUUGCUGUAAAGAUGAUCAAUGAUUCUUCAUUUGGAAAAACUAAAGGUUCAUCAUCAUCAUCAUCUUCCCAAGUUUCCAAAGAAUUCCAAGUCGAGGCGGAGCUUCUUUUGACAGUCCAUCACAGGAACUUAGCCUCGUUUGUUGGAUACUGUGAUGACGGUCGUAGUAUGGCUCUCAUCUAUGAGUACAUGGCCAAUGGAAACUUGCAGGAUUAUCUUUCAAGUGAGAAUGCAGAGGACCUUAGCUGGGAAAAGAGACUCCAUAUAGCCAUAGACUCUGCACAAGGAUUGGAGUAUCUGCAUCAUGGAUGCAGACCACCAAUAGUACACAGAGACGUUAAAACAGCAAACAUUCUAUUAAGCGAUAACUUGGAAGCCAAGAUUGCUGAUUUUGGCCUUUCUAAGGUCUUCCCUGAGGAUGAUCUCAGCCACGUCGUAACUGCAGUCAUGGGUACACCCGGCUACGUUGAUCCUGAGUAUUACAACACGUUUAAGCUAAACGAGAAGAGCGACGUGUACAGCUUCGGGAUCGUCCUCCUAGAACUCAUAACCGGCCAGCGAUCCAUAAUGAAAACCGAGGACGGAGACAAAAUGAACGUUGUCCACUACGUUGAACCUUUCCUCGAAACCGGAGACAUAGACGGCGUCAUGGAUCCACGGCUUCGUGGGGACUUCUGCUCAAACUCGGCCUGGAAAUUUGUAGAGGUGGCAAUGUCAUGCGUCAGAGACAGAGGAACCAACAGACCAACAACUAACCAAAUCGUGUCUGAUCUGAAACAGUGCUUAGCAGCUGAGCUGGCUCGUGAGCCACAGAGCCAUCACAAGAAGGAAGUAGUGAAAGAGAAGCAAACGAGGUCGCCGAUUCGAAGUUAUAGCAGCAACGAAUAUAAUAGCACUUCCGGAUCGGUUUCGCUUACUCAUGGAGAUUACUCCACGUUUGGCCCCAUGGCAAGGUAGUGAGAAAAUAAAUCAAAGGUUUGAUUCUUCAUUUAUGCUCAUCUUAUUUUUGUGUUUAUUUUCAAGAUUAUCAUAUGAUUCAUUUUGAUUUUAAAGAUUCAUUUGUUUUUGUUUUCUUUUAAGAAAAUUUGUUACGGCUAAAAACAUUCAAUUGUAAGAAAAAGAACUUGUACAUGUUUGUUUGUCUUUCA